AUGUGGGCACUUUCCAUGCUCACUAAAGCGCCCAUGGCUACUAGUUCUAUCAUGGUCGGUGUUACUAGCUAUGGACGGUCAUUUGAGAUGACCACUGCCGGAUGCUAUACCUCUGAUUGCACCUGGGAUGCGGCCGGAGCGGCCGGACCAUGUACUGACACGGCGGGCUACAUCUCCAACGCAGAGAUCAACCAGAUUCUGGCGGAGAACUCGAAUGCUCAACAGCUCUUCAGCAGUGGUGAUGAUUCCGACAUCUUGGUAUACAAUGACACGCAAUGGGUAGCCUAUAUGACCAACACCACGAAGAGCACGCGCACUGCCUAUUACAAGACUUUCAAUUUUGCUGGAACCAGCGAAUGGGCGAUCGACUUGGAAGAAUAUGAAAUCUUUUUCUACAGCGACGACAAUGGUGACACCACUACUAGCACUUCAACAGAGCUUUUUGAAUCGAAAGCUUAUUCAGCGUCCUUGAAUCUUGCUUCUGAUUACAACAUCGAUGUCAAUUAUAAUCUCUCGUGCAUCAACCUGAUCCAGGGCGAUAACACCACUGCACAGCUUGAGGAGUAUGUGGUGCUGGGAGCUCUCAAAAUCGAUGAAAUUCUAUAUGAGUACAAAGGUCAGGGCAAACUCCCUUACACCUAA
Messenger RNA from Penicillium cataractarum, 642 nucleotides. RefSeq lists its product as uncharacterized. Lineage: Eukaryota; Fungi; Ascomycota; Eurotiomycetes; Eurotiales; Aspergillaceae. The transcript has a single exon. The record is from RefSeq and is a predicted model, not a curated record. Bases 1 to 642 code for a protein of 213 amino acids. Gene Ontology annotation, biological process: carbohydrate metabolic process.